Molecule: messenger RNA, 2649 nt
Organism: Brenthis ino (lesser marbled fritillary)
Lineage: Eukaryota; Metazoa; Arthropoda; Insecta; Lepidoptera; Nymphalidae
Source: the annotation of a GenBank genome assembly
AUGGGUUUGACGGAAAAAGAAAAAUCAAGACGCUAUAGAGAAAGACUUAAAGCAGACCCGGAGAAAUUAGCUGAGCGAAAUAGAAAAAAAAGGGUAAGCUACCAUAAGAAUAAAAAACUAAUUUCAAGUAUGCCGCCAGAAGAUAAAGAAAACUGCAGAAUUAUAUGGAAGCUGCGAAAACAGUCACAGAGAAAUCGCCAAAAAGCUGUUAGGAAUAUAAUUGAGAAUACGCCCUCAAGCUCUCCGUCUAUUCUGCAAGAAAUAAAUCCCGAAGAUCAACUUCAACCGACGACACCACCUCCCACUCCUGCCGUGUCUUCAAAAAAUGAGAAGAUUAGAGGCAGAAAAAAAGUUCGACGAGACAGGUCUAAAUUAUAUAGAGAAAAUGUAAAAUUGCAAUCUGAAAGCAAGAAGUGGAAGAAAAAGUUUGAAAAAUAUAAAAAGAGAGCUCAUCGGAGAGAAAAAGAAUUAAUUAAAGUAAAAGAAAAAAGGGAAGAAAAUAUUGAAGAAAAACAAAAGUACGGCAUAUUAACAAACGCUAUCAAAGAUAAUUACCGGAAAAUUAAAGCCAGAAACGGCAAAAAAAUGCUGAAAAACAUUUUCGCGAAACUUGGUGCGCAAAAGCAUAAAAUAGUAAAAGACUGCUUGGGCUUACAAGGAAGACUCAGAACAAGUAACACGCGUAAUUCAGAUACAGAGCUGACAAAAAAAAUUAAUAGCUUUUUCUUAAGAGAUGAUGUAUCUAGAAAUACUGCCGGCAAAAAAGAAACCAUCACUAAAGGCAAAGAAAAGGUGCAAAAACGGUUCCUAUUGGACUCAAUGAAACACUUGUUCAAAGCCUUCAAAUCAGAGAAUCCAAAUGCUAAAUGCUCAUAUUUCUAUUUUACUAAAAAUCGCCCUUUCUACGUAGUUACACCAACAGUUGAUGGAAGGGAUAUGUGCCUUUGUAAAGUACAUACUAAUGCAGCAGCUAAGAUAAAGGCUCUGAAACAAAAAAGAGUUAUUAGUGCUUUAGAUCUAAGCACACUGAUAUCAGAGACAAUCUGUGACAGUACUAAAAAAGAGUGCAUGUUUGGUACUUGUAAUCAGUGUCGGGAUAAGGAAUUCAAGAUAAAUAGUGACAGUGUUCGAGGCAAAAUACAGUGGUUUGAAUGGGUGAGGGAACAGGAAAUCUAUCUGAAAAACGACAAGAAAUUUAAAGCUGUAAAGAACGCGAAGAGACUUAAAGAAGAUACUAUAGAAAACAUGGUCAAGAACUUUCAAGAAGAACUAAAGAGUAUAAAGAAACAUAUUUUUAAUAUGAAAACUCAGUUUAAAAAUUUUCGCCAAUGUGUUGAUGAGAUCAGAGCAAACGAAGCUGUGAUAUUAGUCGAUUUCAGCGAAAAUUAUAAUUGUAAAUGUACAGAAGAAAUUCAGGCGCAUCAAUUUGGUGGCUCUCGUAACCAAGUCACUCUUCACACAGUUGUGGUUUACGUAUAUGAUAAAGAUAAAAAAUAUGAAGCUUUAUCGUUUUGUACUAUUUCUCCAUGCAAUAUUCAUCAACCAGCUGCAAUAUGGGCCCAUUUGCAUCCCAUUUUGAUAAAGAUUAUUGAAAAUUACCCUGGAAUUGACACUAUUCAUUAUUUCUCCGAUGGCCCAUUUUCGCAAUAUCGUCAAAAAGCAAAUUUUUAUUUGGCCUGCACGAAAACAUUUAGCUACGGCUUCCAAGCUUUUAGCUGGUCAUUCUUUGAAGCCGGGCAUGGCAAAGGCCCUGCAGACGGUAUUGGGGGAUUCUUAAAAAGAGCAGCUGAUAAGAAAGUGGCAACAGGAACGGACGUUACUGAUGCUCUUCAAUUUUAUGAAGUUCUCAAAGAGUCGAGUAAAAUUCAGUUAUUUUAUGUAACAAAAGAAGAGAUCGACGGGAUUCAGAGGGACAUACCAAAGAAUCUUUUGCCUUUGCCCGGUACAAAAGAAGUGCACCAAAUAUUUUCAAAGAGCUAUGGCCAACUAAUGUCCAGAAAUUUGAGUUGCUUCUGUUCUAGAGGAUUAUGCGAAUGCUUGCGUCCCAAGUUAUACUCGCCGAUACCAGCUCUAAGGAACAUUCCAACCCCUGUCGACCCUGACGAAGACAUACCUCAAGAGAUGCCAUUAAGUCCUAUCCUAGCACCAUUGGAAAAUAUUUACAACGACACAUUCAGCGAUGUUGACGACGUACCUUUAAAUAAUUUGCUAUCCUCGAAUAAAGACAACAUUACAUUCGCUGAAAUACACGAAGGUUUACGCAAGAGCAUCUACAAGAGUGUAUAUGGAUCGUCUGAUAGCUCUGACAAUGAAAAUGACACUACAGAGGAACCACAGCCAUCUACGUCAGGACAAAAGAAUUUAUUGCCUGGUGUAGGUGACUUUUUGCUGGUCAAAGUUUACAGCACCAAAGGUAAAUCAUACGAUACAUAUGCGUGCAUUGCCGAAACCGAUAUCGAUGAAGACGGUGAAAUCAGAGUCACAUUCCUAAAAUGUGUGAAAAAUGGAAAACUUUUUAUAUUGAAUAAGAAAGAUAAAUCCUAUGUAGCAUUCAAUGAUAUAAUUAAAAAACUUCCAACCCCGGACAUUGAACACAAAAGAGGCACUGAGUAUUAUAAAUUUUCAUGUGAUAUUAAUGUUUUUAGAAAA